GCUAUGCAAGGUCGCAAGUGAGCCGAACCAACUUUUCCAGUUGGUGAUCCACUUGACCAUUUCUCUCCCUCUCUCGCUCCCAAUCUCUCACCUCUUCCCCCACCACCCCCCCGCCGGCGGGCGCGGAGUUGUAUGCUGUUGGCAGAGAUAGGAAUCUAAUAAUGGAAAGCCCAGCAGAUGAGAAAGAUAUGAUCAAAGAGCCACUCUUGGGCACCCCCAAGGGCGGCUUCAGAACUUUGCCGUUCAUCAUAGCCAAUGAAGCAUUUGAAAGGGCGGCGAGUGUCGGGCUGCUGCCAAACAUGAUACUGUAUUUGACGAGAGACUACGGGAUGCCAACUCCCACUGCGGCCAACUUCCUCUUCCUCUGGUCAGCUGCUACCAAUUUCAUGCCGAUUCUUGGUGCUUUUCUCGCCGAUUCCUGCUUGGGUCGGUACCGGAUGAUCGGCUUUGGUUCCAUAGCUAGUUUCCUGGGAAUGGUUCUCUUGUGGUUAACAACCAUGACUCCACAAGCACAGAUUCCAUGCACCCUAGGUAGCAGCAGUUGUAACUUCCCGACUAGUUUCCAACUUCUGCUCUUGUAUUUCUCUUUUGGCCUCAUGGCUAUAGGAGCUGGUGGCAUACGAUCAUCCUCCUUAGCAUUUGGUGCCGAUCAAUUAGACAAGAGGGACAACAUGAGAAAUGCGGGCAUGUUAGGGAGCUUUUUCAGCUGGUACUAUGUUUCAACCUCGGUGGCAGCACUGAUUGCGGUGACUCUUAUUGUAUAUAUUCAAGAUACCAUGGGGUGGACCGUGGGUUUUGGAAUUCCAGCCUUGCUUAUGUUCUUCUCUGCUUUUUCAUUCUUCUUGGCUUCUCCAUUCUAUCUCAAGCUGAAGGCUACUAGAAGUCUGCUUACUGGGUUGGCUCAAGUUCUUGUAUCCUCUUACAGAAAUAGACACCUAAAAUUAUCAUCUCAGGCCACAGCUGAAAUGUACCAUCAAAUGAAGGGCUCAAUGCCCCUCAUGCCGAGUGAAAAACUAAGGUUUCUAAACAAAGCAUGCAUCAUUAGAAAUCCUCUACAAGACCUAACCCCAGAAGGAAAAGCUUCAGAGCCAUGGAGUCUUUGUACAGUAAAUCAAGUAGAAGAUCUCAAAGCACUAAUGAGGAUAAUCCCAUUAUGGUCAACUGGAAUCAUGAUGUCUGCAAUUUUCAGUCAAAACUCUUUUCCGGUUCUCCAAGCAGCCUCCAUGAAUCGACACGUAACUCCUAACUUCGAAAUUCCUGCCGGCUCCUUCAGCAUGUUUCUAAUUAUAUCUCUAACUAUUUGGAUUGCUCUGUAUGAUCUCGUAGUUCUCCCUCUAGCCUCAAAAAUCAGUGGAAAACCAGUUCGCCUUGGCGUGAAACAGAGAAUGGGAAUUGGGCUUGUUUUUUCUUGCAUGUCAGUGGCUGCACUUGCAGUUGUAGAGAGCAUUCGACGGGAACUUGCAAUUGAGGAAGGAUUUUCUGAUGAACCUGAGGCCGUGGUGAGCAUGUCAGCAAUGUGGCUGCUCCCUCGUUAUGUCUUUGCCGGCUUGGCCGAGGCUUUCAAUGCAAUUGGGCAAAAUGAGUUCUACUAUUCACAAUUGCCCAAAACCAUGUCUAGCAUUGCUGCCACUCUAUUUGGAGUGGGGAUGUCUGUUGGAAACUUGGUGGCUGGUUUCGUAAUGAGCACUGUUGAUGAUGUUACUAGAAAAGGAGGAGGUGAAAGUUGGGUUUCAAGCAACAUCAAUAAGGCUCAUUAUGAUUACUAUUAUUGGCUUCUUGCCGGUUUGGGCUCUAUUAAUCUCGUGUAUUUCCUUGUCUGUUGUAAGGCUUAUGGCUGUUGUGAAGUAGAAAGAUGUGUAGUUUCAGAUGGAGACGAACAUGAAUUGUAAAUUCAGUCUCUGCAUUAUCUUCUCGUCCCGUGCCAUUAAUUACCCAGUGUAUAUUAAAGGAAACAAAAGGGCAUGUGGAAAUAUAUCCUUUCUUAUUAGCUUAAACUUGGUGUGAUGCAAGUAGUGGGCUAAUUCCAAAAAGUACUGUAUGUUUGAGAGGAAUUUUAUUCCCAUAUGAAUGUGCUAUUAAUUUAAACAUGCAUUGAAGUA
Molecule: messenger RNA, 2099 nt
Organism: Carya illinoinensis
Lineage: Eukaryota; Viridiplantae; Streptophyta; Magnoliopsida; Fagales; Juglandaceae
Product: protein NRT1/ PTR FAMILY 1.2-like
Exons: 4
Coding region: 162-1889 (575 amino acids)
Biological process (GO): transmembrane transport
Cellular component (GO): plasma membrane
Molecular function (GO): transmembrane transporter activity
Source: RefSeq, a predicted model, not a curated record